UGGUGCGCCGCCGCGAUUGUAGAGAGCGCGCGCGGCACCAGUCUCAUCGUCAUUUCACGCGCGGUGGCUUCCUUAUAGGUGUUCUGUGCUUCAUUCGGCACUGCGGUCAAAGCGGACCGACGAGCUUGCGGUGGCGCCGUGCAGGGGAGGUGCAUCAAAAUGGGACUUGCCUGAGGGCGUGCCCUUGUGGUGCCAACAUGCUUCUGUCACCAUGAAUUAGCCACACCCCUCACAUCACCAUGACAAAAGCGUACGACUUCAACUGGCAACGUCCUGUGCCUGAAGCCCUGCUCAAGGGCUGCAUAUUUGAUCGUUGGGAAGAGGAGAAGGAACAAGUAGUCUACGAACCUAACGCCUUGUUUCGAGUCGACGAAUAUGGAUUUUUCAUCUAUUGGAACAGCGACGGUAGGGAUGGUCAGGUGCUCGAGCUGUCGCAAGUGAAUGACAUAAGGGCUGGUGGAAUACCAAAGGAUGUAAGACUGUUGGCUGAGCUUAGUAGCAAAAACCGGUAUGGCCUGGAUGAAGUUUCACUGACCAUCUGCUCUGGCACGGACAUGGUCAACAUCAACUACACCCAUGUUGUCUGCCCUGACCCUGAAACAGCCAAGGUGUGGCAAGCUGGCCUACGCAGCAUCACCAACAACAUCAAAGCCAACAAUGUGUGCCCUGCCACUUGCCUUGAAAAACAUUGGAUCAAGCUAGGAUUCCUGGUGGACCCGGAUGGAAAAUUACCGGUACGAAGGAUAGCACAGACAUUUGCAUCGGGCAAGACUGAAAAGCUUGUGUACCAAUGCAUAGGCGACGUUGGACUUCCCAGUGGAAAGAACGACGUCAUUGAGCCCAAAGAAUUCACCCGAAAGUUUCAAGAGUUGUACCAGAGGGUCUGUCCCCGUAACGACAUAGAGGAGCUCUUCAACUCAAUAACAGAAGGCAAGACAGAUUACAUCAGCCUGAAGCAGUUGAUUGCAUUUCUCAAUGAAAAGCAACGCGACCCGAGACUCAAUGAGAUCCUGCACCCAUUCUACGACGAGCGGCGGGCACGGGAGAUAGUGUCGGCCCAUGAGGCCAACCCCGACCAUGUGAAGGAGGGUCGUCUCAGCCAGGGGGGCCUGGUGCGCUACCUCAUGUCAGACGAGAAUGCCCCCGUAUUUCUUGACCGGCUCGACAUGUACAUGGAGAUGGACCAGCCCCUGUCUCACUACUACAUCAACUCUUCUCAUAACACUUACCUCACCGGGAGGCAGUUUGGUGGCAAGUCUUCCGUGGAAAUGUACCGACAGGUGCUUCUAGCUGGAUGCAGGUGUGUGGAGCUUGACUGUUGGGAUGGCAAAGGAGAGGACGAGGAGCCCAUAAUCACUCAUGGCAAGGCCAUGUGCACAGACAUUCUCUUCAAGGAUGUGAUCUAUGCCAUCAGGGACUGUGCAUUUGUCACUUCUGAUUACCCUGUGAUUCUUUCGUUUGAAAAUCACUGCUGCAAAAAGCAACAGUACAAACUUGCCAAGUACUGCCUGGAGAUUUUUGGUGACCUACUGCUCACUGAACCACUGCCAAAUUAUCCGUUGGAGCCAAGUGCACCUCUCCCAUCUCCCAACGACCUCAAGAGGAAGAUUCUCAUCAAGAACAAGCGACUGAAGCCUGAGGACGAAAAGCGUGAACUGGAGCUGUGGCGGAAAGGACAGCUGCAGAACGACGAUGAGGAGGAAGAGAAAGAGGAUGCCUCGGUCACCAUCAUUGCACCGACCGAGGAAGGCGAGGGAGAGGUGGAGCCAAGUUCGCCGACGCAGAAAAACAAUCCUGGAUCCAAAAAAAAGAAGGUGGAGGCUCAGCUGGAAGAGCAGUUGGCCAUGGCACACUACCAGUACACGGGGGCCACGGUGCAUGUGCACCCGGUGCUCUCAUCGCUGGUCAACUACGCGCAACCGGUCAAGUUCCAGGGUUUUGACGUGGCCGAGGAACGAGCAAUCCACUUCAACAUGUCCUCAUUUGCUGAGACAGCUGCUCUCGGAUGCCUCAAGUCGCAGGCCAUCGAGUUUGUCAACUACAACAAACGACAAUUAAGUCGCAUUUAUCCCAAAGGAACAAGGGCUGACUCAAGCAACUUUCUUCCACAGAUCUUCUGGAAUGCAGGCUGCCAGAUGGUGGCCCUCAACUUCCAGACGCCUGACCUUCCCAUGCAGCUCAACCAGGGCAAGUUUGAAUACAAUGGCGGAUGUGGGUACCUCCUGAAGCCAGACUUCAUGCGACGAGCAGACAAAACAUUUGACCCUUUUGCGGAGUCACCCGUAGAUGGUGUGAUUGCAGCCCAGUGUUCGGUGCGAGUGCUGUCCGGCCAGUUUUUGUCGGACAAGAAGGUGGGCACGUACGUUGAGGUGGACAUGUACGGACUGCCCACGGACACAAUCCGGAAGGAGUUCCGCACCCGCAUGGUGCCUGCCAACGGACUCAACCCUGUCUACAAUGAAGAACCAUUUGUCUUCCGAAAGGUAGUUCUUCCAGAUCUCGCUGUGAUCCGGAUUGCCGUCUAUGAUGAGAAUGGCAAAAUGCUGGGUCAGCGAAUCCUUCCCAUGGAUGGCCUGCAAGCAGGCUAUCGACAUGUGUCUCUGCGGACAGAAGGGAACUUUCCCAUGUCACUGGCCAUGCUGUUCAUCUGCAUCGAACUCAAGAUCUACGUUCCAGAUGGCUUGGGAGACCUGAUGGACGCUCUGUCCGAUCCUCGAGCUUUUCUGUCGGCUCAGGAGAAGCGGCUGGUGCAGAUGCGAGCCAUGGGCAUCGAGGAGGCCGACAUCCUUGUCAACCGACCUGAGCUGGGCUCUCAGCAAAAGAAAGAUGACGAGAAGAGGGAGGAGUGGCGGGUGGAAGCCAUCACGGCUGAGGCACUGCGGGCAGAGAAAGAGUACAUCAAGCUGCGUCGCAAGCAGAUGAAAGAGCUCGAGGGAUUACGAAAGAAGCACCACAAGGACAAGCAGCAUGUGCAGAAGCAGCAGUGCUUGGCCGUGGAAAAGCUUCUGCCACGGGACACCAGCGAUGACUCUGGCACGGCUGCUAGCGAGGACUGCGCAGUGCGGUCACUCGUGGUCAACCAGAUGCACCAGUGGUCAUCGCUGCUAGCCUCACAACGUAGCCAGGAGUGGGAGUUACUGCGCCAGCAGCUCACUCAGCAGGGGGCACUGCUGCGCACGCUUAUGCUAAAGGCACAGGCUGCUCAGAUGAAGCAGCUGGACGCAAAGUUUGAUAGGGAGAACAAGGAGAUGAAGACAAAACAGGCCAAGGUGUCGGUGGAGACGGCACGGGAAGUUUCUAGUGACAAGACACUGCGCAAUAAGGCUGAGCGAGAACGGCGUUUGCGCGAGAAGAACAGCAACAACACCAAGAAGUUCAUCGAGGAACGCAAGUCAGCGGCACUGAAGCAGAGCAAGGAACGAGAGCGCCUCAAAAAGGUCCACGAGAAGCAGCUACACGACCUGCAGCGUGAGAUCGACAAUGGCUUGGAGCUGUACAACACAGCGGAGCUGGAGUACAAGCUGUGUGCCAAGCUUGAGUGCUUCGUGUGACACCUGUGGGGCCACUUCCCUGGCUGCUACUGCUGCCACGGCUGCAAAACCCAAGAGUCAGGAGGGCGCAGUUUGGCACUUAAAGCCAAGCUGCGCAUCUUUCCUUCACGUUUUGCGUAUGUUGAGUUGGCCACAUUUGUUGUGGCAGUCUGUAUUGACGAAACGACCUGUCGAAAACUCUGAUGGCUCAUGCAGGACCUUGUGGUAACUCGAGUUCUUGAGAAAAAGGUAGUGACUGGCCUUCAGACUGCUACUGCUGCCACGGCUGCAAAACCCAAGAGUCAGGAGGGCGCGGUUUGGCACUUAAAGCCAAGCUGCGCAUCUUUCCUUCACGUUUUGCGUAUGUUGAGUUGGCCACAUUUGUUGUGGCAGUCUGUAUUGACGAAACGACCUGUCGAAAACUCUGAUGGCUCAUGCAGGACCUUGUGGUAACUCGAGUUCUUGAGAAAAAGGUAGUGACUGGCCUUCAGACUGUAUUUUAUGUUUGAAGAAAUUUCACAUAAUUAGAUUAUUAUCCUGAUGAAGGAGAAUAUCUCACAGAGCGAGGUGAAGAGAAAGUUCAGGUUACACUGUUGCAGCAUUUUUUGCAUUACACUCAAACAUCUUUAUUGCAUCUUACAUGAAAAUAAGUUCGUUAUAUGCAAAAUUUUGUGAUGAAGAUAUAUUCCUAAUGCUACAUCUAUUGCUAGAGUAUUCUUCAUUAACUUCGUUAUAUCUGGGUUCGUAAUAUGGAGGCUUGAGUGUAUUUCUCCUUGUGUAAUGCAUAUCUCAGCUGCAUUUCUGUCUUCCCACAUAGUCAUUGUGUGGAAAAUCAGUGACCUAAUCACAAAAUCAUGGCUUCUGAGUUUUCUAACCAAGUGAUGUUGCCAUCUCGCUGUGAGAAAAUGGACCACUAUUGAGCAAAAUGGUUCAUUGGCAAAAUGUCUCCUGACAAAAAGUGGGGUGUCGGCUCACUACUGAUUUGAACAGAGAACGUUUGCAUUGUCUGCUUUCCUAGACACUUGUCUCACUGUGUGGGAAGAUUGUAUUUCACAUUCAGUUUGUUGCAUGGCAUAACAGUUGCUGCUAAUUUGAUGUCAUAGCUCUCCUACUGUAGAUAAGAAAUGAUAGUUUUUAAAGGACAGCUGCAUAUAACGUGCCAACGCUGAGGCAGAGAGUCUUUGAACAUACGUAUUCUUUGUUAGCGCUCUUAUGAAUCAAACAUUACGUUUUCCAGCCUGCAUUGUUGUCCCGUAUAGAUAAUGCACGAUUUCUUUGUGACAGUACAUAGAGUAGGCUAUUGUAGUGCUAUUCUACUAUAUAACUGUGAGGCAUUACUGUUGUCCUUGAUAUGCACCCUCGUGUUCCUAUAUUACUUUUCAUUUUUUAAAAACACAACAGGAAAAUUUUUUUUCAUUUCUAAUUUGCUUGAUUUGAUGCAGGCCGUAAUUAACAUGCAAGAAUCGAUCGAUGACGGCUAGCACUUUGGAAAAUGAUUUCAUUGCAUGAUGCAAAGUUCAAUUCAUUGCAUUUCUGUUGGUAGAUUCAUAAUUGCCCUCACUUACUUGCUGAAGCACCAAAUUUUAAUAUAAGUUGGUUUUUUAACUGAAAAAUGUGAGAAUGAUUAUAGAAGACUACCUGUCCAUUUUUCACAUAAGUUCAAGUGAAUUUUGUGUACAAAGUACUUGUUGGGCAGGCGGCAGUGCAAAAGGAUAUAUGCUUCUGAGCAUUCUAGUUUGUCUGUAAGUUCAUCUGAGUGGUUUCUUUCAGGCUCUCUGUAGGGCACUGGUGGCGCACAUUGCUUUGUAUGAAUGGAUGAGUAACUUUACUAAAUUCCUUCGGUGGGCGAAAUCAGUGCUCAGCGGGCCACUCCCAGGUCGGGAGGGAGGAUCCUUGCCUCUCUGCCAUGUCGCGGGCCCAGUGGACAGCUACUUUGCAAUGUGUUGAAAUCCCCCGCUCCAGGCACAGUCAUUCUAAGUGCCACGCUUCUGCUCAGGGCACAUUCUUGGCCUCUCCAUUACAUUCGGAGAACUGUCAGGCCUCAACAAUAUUUAGCCCACAUUAUGUCUCUGUGAGACAGUGAACAUCUUUUACUCUUAUCAUUGAGGAGUCCCUGUAUGACUUGAGGAGGCAUACUGGGGCACAGUAUAGAACCUAACAGAAGAGAGCAGGGCCUGUCUGGAGUCAUACUCCUUCAAACUGUCUGCUUGAUGCAUCAGUGCCAAUUGAUGCUUACUCGCUCUGCGAUGCUGCAGUCUCUAGAGCAGGAAGCGUACAGUUAUUGAGUGUGGGCAGAUUACACACCCAUUUUCACGCGCUGCUGUGGUUGACUGCGGGUGGGUGAUUUGGGAGAGUGAGUCAUUUCAGUUCUAGCUCACAAAGCCGGCAUUUCUGAUGCUUCCAGUAUUUUUCACCUGGCACCACCUUUCACCUAAUGUAUUUGGGGUGCAGAUAACAGCAUAGAUGAACGCAGCAAUGAGUAAGUUGUAAUUGCAAUCCAUGUCUGGCUCCACUGCAUCUGCUGUCAAACAGAUGGUUGCUGAUGAACGUGUUGUUUCAUUUGGUUGUGCAUUUCCGGGUUGUUUUUGCCUUCUCCGGGACAAACCUGAAAUGUAAAUUAUUUGUUGUUGGACCCUGUUGCUGAGUUUUGAGUUGAAGAAAAUGCUAGUGGUAUGCAAAAUGAGGUUAGUGGCCUCGUUGUUUACAAGCAUAUAUUCUAGUCACUCUUUUGUUAGUACUUACUUUGUAAGCAUAACCUGUCUUUUCUUGACACAGGUGCAUUUGAUUUGUAAAUGAUGGAACACUGUGCAAAAUGCACUUUGUGCUCUAUUUUAAUAUGGUUCCUGUCUUUGUUUAAGAGUAAUGUGCAUUUAUUUUAGAGCUUUGAUUUUGCCCAUCAUAACAGUGCAGUUGAGGGUUUGAGGGUACAGUGGCUUGUGCACAGGGAACGAUGCAGGGCUUUGUUUAACUCAAUUUUUCUUUUUUCUCACCUGUUAUUGAAUGCAUUUUUUCAUGUAGCAAUGUAAUAGUGUGCUGUUUGCUUAGGAUUCAUGUUCAAACUACUUACACUGUACAGGUGGGCAGGGGCAGCUUGGGAAUAAUAUCGCUCUAUCCACUUAUCAUCAUAACAUUUAUCCAGGUGUGCUUAUUCCUAGGUAAAGUGAAGUAGCUGGGUUUGUUCUUAUAUGUUAUGUAAUAUUUUUGGUAAGUCUAAAAGUUGAAGUAAAAUUUGCAAGAAAAAUUUACAGAUAACUACAAUGCCAUAUGCCAGUUUGUUAAAUUGCUCGUGUAAAUUUUCUUCCAUUUGAUGUGGCAUUUCAACCUGAUAAGAAAUACUGAAAACAUCAAGGCUAACCCAGGUAUUAUUGUUUCAGAAGGCAUAGCUGGUACCUUCUGUAGCUGGUACCCACUACAGUGAAACCUUGUUAAUACGAACAUCACGGGGUCACCAAAAAUAUUCGUAUCGCCCAAAAUUCGUAUCACCAGAAAGUAUCAAAAAUGAGCAUAUGCAAUAAAAAAAUGCACGCGUACAUUUUUACUUAUCAUUUCUCAGUGCCACAGCAAUGUCACGAAGAGAUCUGAGUGAUAUUCAGUGAGGCAUUUAGAUAUUAACAAUCAUUCUUGGACUCAUAAAUAUAAGGUGUGUAAUAUUACUGAGCCAGGUGUGUUUUGACAUGCAACAGCUUAUAGCCCCUUCCUUAUUUUAGUAUGCUUUUUCACAUUACUCCAGAAUACUGUGACAAAAGUGACAGAAGGAGAUCUUUUGGAAGAUUCACAGCUGUGCCCGCACAAUCAGAGAGUUGGCACUUGUUCGCAUCAUCAACAAUAGUGCAUGUCGAUGUUGUGAGGCCUAGCUGAUCCGUCACCAAUACUGCCUACUUCCUCUAUCGGUCCUUGUUCUGCUUUCAUAGGAUCUCUGAUGUCCGAAACAUGGCUUGCAUCAUCAUGGAAGACACGUGUAAUGACAGCAUCACAUGUCGACGUGUUGAAAAAAAAAAAUACAUGACAUCAAUGUUACAUGAAAUCUAAAGGCAAAGCUCCAUGAAGUUGCAUAAGGGCCUGUGAGAUUCGCACACACAAUCUGAGAGGCUACAACACCUAAGUGAAGGCUAAUUACAUCGUGUUUUAUUCUGAUUAAUUGGCAGCAUGGCUCGCAUGCCCAUGCUUGAGUUCUCAUGCACAGGCAGCGUCUGUUUGUACCUUUGCGGUAGCAUCUGUUCAUAUCAAAUGUCAAGAGGUGAAAAUCUGUUUGCAACAACCGGAUUGUAUUACAUUGCUGGCCAAUGGGCAAAGAAAGAUACGUAUCACCUUCAGGUUUGUACAAACCGUGAUUGUACCACCAAGGUUCCACUGCACUUGGAUGUGACUGUCAUUGAAAGCCUGGUGGGUUGUUUUUCAUACAGGGAUUGAAAAAGAGGCGUAAAGUUAUGCAAGAGAAGUAUUUCGAUGUACUAAAGAGUCAAAUGCCUCUGCAGAUUGCAGCGCUGUUCAUAAGCUUUUCUUUUGCUGCAUGUGGCACAAGAGUCGUCAACUUUAGAACACUGGGAUCAAACAGAACUGAAGGACAAAUGCAACUGUGAGCUAAAAUAGUAUAUAUUAUUAGCAAGUGCAUACAGUUUAACCUAUAAAUAAUCUGUGAGGCCCUUGCACAUACCGUUCAGAUCUAUAAUUAAUCACCCUGGCUUAUUUGCUGGCGUAUAACCUUUCAGCAGGUAAUACCACACUUACUAGUGUGCAUUUAUUGCACUCUGCUUUAUCUAGCUUUUCUUGUUUUGGGUUGUUUGAACAAUUUACUUUCCUAUUUAUGACAAAGGGGGAACAUUUUCAUUUGUUGUUGAAGCUUAAAACUUCUCACUGUGUCAUCAAAAAGUUCUCUUACUUAAGCAUUGCCAAUAGAUAUAUUUGCUCGACUCCCACGUUCAGUCAUGCAUGUAAGAUUGCAGGCCGUUGUCAGCGUUUCAAGUUUUCUGCAGAUCAAGCUAACCAUGCUUCAAAUUGUUUCCAUUAUUAGUACUUGUACAAAUUGCAUCUUGCACAGGCAAAUUAACAAAAAAAUCUGAAAAUAAUUUUUUAUUUCAUAUGCACUUAAUUAGCUUGUCAUUAUAGUUCCUGCACAUUUUACAUAACAGGAAGUCAACUUAGGGUCAGUUGCUUAAAAUCGUUACGACGAAACCAGAGGUUUCAGGUUGAAAAUUUUUCUGCUAAAAUUGUUUACCUAGCUCGCACCAGUCUGAGUUACUUCUGCUGCCAUUGUUAAUAGCUGAGGAUUUUCACGAAAAGAGUGCUAAUAAAAGUGAGCUUGGUUGUUUUAUUAUUUUUUUUUUUGCAGUUUGCCAUUUACAGCUUUUUGUUUCCUGAAAAUGUGGCACAAACUCUCUCUAAAAGUAGAUGGCUUGUUUUCCCCAUGUUUGGUAAAGUGCCCCUUUGCUGACACACGAGAAAAAUUUGAAGGUCAUUGCACUGCGUAUAAGGUACAGAAAAACCACUUACGAAAGGCACACAAUGCGAAUAGGUGUAAACUAACUGUUCAAUUUUCUGUGAAGCUCAGCCUGGGGCUGAGUUUGAAAAUGAAAGAAAAUAUAGAAAAGGGAAAGUGCGAAAGUACGAAGUUGAGAAAAACCAUAAUGAAAACAUACUGCUGAAACAGUUCGUCACGAAGGGAGCACGUAUUAAGACCUCUGUGUGCUCAAACAAGCUUGGCAUUCACACUUUCGCUGUCAAACUUCCCAAUCUGCUCAUAUGCAUAGCUGUGCUCUCUUAGUCUGGGACAUUCUUGCGGGCUAGUUAAGUUAUUACAGCGUAUGGCAGUGCUUGUGUCAUCUCUUUGUGUGCGUGUGCUCUGCCAUAUGGUUAAUCAGGAGUUAAGGCCUUAACACCAGACUAACAGAGCACUCUAAAGAGUUAGGCUCUGUCAGAGAUUUGGUUUCACGUGCCACCACAAAUGAGAGAAAUUCUGCGUUUACUCGCGUAAUGAACGCACUUUUUUCUCGAAAAAUCAGAGGAAAUUUGAGGGACGCAUUUAUUUCGCGAGGUAAAUUUUAUGAAAACCUUUUUGUAAGAAGCCAAAAAUGUGAUAAUGAAAAAAAAAAGUCAGGUUGCUUAGCCUUUUGCAAUUGACAUACGCGUACACUGUGAGGAAAUAGCUUCCUUGUUGCAUUUCACUCAUCUUUGGUGGUUGAUAGCGCUUUCUUCUGCAAGCUGUCCCCAAGCCGCCCACGCAAGCCAUAAAAGUGUUUUGCGGCUAUCUUUUCUCGCAAUCCUUUGACUGCAACAGUGCUUUCUGCUGUGAUCUCGAAGGGUGCCCAAAAGCAUGCGACGCACUUGGCCAACUUCGUGGCAACCUCGCACGAUGACCGUGACGACGCCAUCAACAUUGUAGCGAAUAACCAAUAUUGCAGCAAGCUACCCCCGAAGCAUCAAAACAAACCGUCAAUAACAAGAUCAAGGACAAAAUAUGGCCCCCGCCUCUCUUCUACAUAAGAAGUUCCUGUACGCGCAGAUAACAAGCGAAACGAAAAUCAGGGGUGCUACCGUGUUGCGGAAAUCAUCACGAUAUUUUCUGGAUGACAAGCAAUUUUUUCUGGUUUUCCCACACGAUAGCGACGAAUGACCCCUCGCAACAGCAAAUCAUGUCGUCGUUGCUCGAAAAUCGCAUGCACAUAGUUGGGUUUUUUUAAACUUGCUGCCUCAGUUGGCGCGGGCACUUUCCUGACCUUUGUUUGUUGUUUGCUCAUCAGCUGCGAUGUCUACACUCGCACCAUUCGUGAACCCCGCUGUAGUGCACAGAUAUCACGGGGGACGUGCCACACACAGAUAGAAAGAAAAACAAUAUGACACGCGGCAACGGGUAAAGGGGGAGUGAGGGAGUGAGCCGAGGUGGUUCGGCAACAUAAUAAAAAACGAAAGAGAUCCAAUGGGUGAAAAGCCGCCAGGUGUCGGUUAUUAGCGGGACUGCAGUCGAUGAAUGUAGGUAGUGCGUUAUUAGGCAGUUGGGAAAAAAAGCUAAAUUUUUAUGCCUGAAGUUGGUGGUGCGUUUAUUAUGCGAGUGCGUUCAUUACGUGAGUAAACACGGUACUUAAGGCCUGCAGCAUGUUAUCGGGAGAAUUCAGUAUAUAAGCAUGUAAGUAAGUACUCCAACUUUUUUGCUAAAUGAAGUAAGAACUAAAGUAUUGAGGGACAAAUUCUGGCGCUUCCGCUAACACGCUGUGCAAUUAUGCUUACACAUCCUGAUGAACCAUUUCACUGUUAUGUGUUGAUUUUGCUUUUUUUCGUGGUCAUAGUGUUACUCUCGCCCUUGUUUCCUUUCCGUUUUUUGAGCACAUCUUCAGGUGGCACUUCACAAAAAUUAAAUAGUUGUUAGUUUGCGUCUAUUCGUUCUUGUUGUGUUUUCUGCGCUGUUUGGGAGUGGGUUUUUUUGUGUGUGCGUGCGUGUGUGCAGUCUUAUGCAGCCUAAGGUUCUCUUUGCUCUCAGGUCUAGUCCAUGUUCUGUUGUCGACAGCAUUCUCAGGGCAGCUUUUUAAAUGACUGUACUUAAGGUGGAACGACAAUCUCGCAUGUAUUCUCUUUCACACUACUCAGGACACUCAUGUAUUCAAAUAAAGAUGCAUAGAUAAAAAAGAAAAAAAAAGUGGAGCACAUUGUGUUAUGUGCUUUCCAACUCCAAGUACACAUUUUUAUGUCAUGCAAAUUAUUGGCAAGCAUGACUAUAACAAAGCAGAAAUCAACCUGCCUUGUUAAGUUUUCCAAAGAUCUGUAAAAGAAAAAGAAACGUUUCAGCAUAGAAUAUUUAUUUUGUGUAUAAUAAAAAGUACGCUCAAUCUAAUGCUCUUCCUUCUGUGCUUUAUUUUAAGCGUGGUUUUAAUAGUUUGCAUAAAUAAGAAUAGUCAUUUGUUGUUUUUAUUGAACUGCUAAUAACUAGUGUGCUGCCAUAGUUGUCAAAGCACAACUGCAUUGACUUGGUGCUACUGUAGGUACAUCAAGUGUGGAAAAGUCAUUUGAUGCUUGUUUAAUAACUGAUUCACUAGCUUGCUUUCGAAAAGGUUCAGAGACUUCACUGCCCUCUCUGUACAGGGUGUGUUGCUUUGGCGUGUUCAUCAGUGACAUAGUGCACACAGGCGAGUGAAAGUUUGCCUUACUCCGCAUGAUGUUCAUGCUGCAAUUAUGGAAAGGUACUCUUUGAAAAAAUCUGCAUUUGUUAGCUUUGUUCAAAGUGACCUUUGGACAAGCUGAAGACCUGAGUGAGCAAGCCUUUGUUAAGUUAAAUUUGUAUUUUAGUGCUGCUUCUGUGGAACUCGCAGGUGCUUGCGCAAAUGAACCUCAAAUGCUGCUGAAGAUUUUUGUGUUUUAUUUCUGACUAUGAGACGUCGCUGGCAUGGGCGUUUUAGGAUGGCAAAUAAGAAUUGCGCGCUCUUUAUACUUUCAUUUUAAUCAAAUAUUCGCAAGUGGCAACAUUAGUGAUGUUCAGCAGUUUUUGAUCAGGCUUUGAGGAAAAUUAUAGGAAUUGCCAUCUUGUUAAAGCUCACAAAGCUUUUGUCUUCAUCAAGCUACCAUUUGCUGAUUCAUUAUAGCCCGCUUUCAGACCACUAAAAUAUUGACCACUAAGGUUUUAACCAAACCAAUCAGGCUGCAAGCUUUGUCAGCAUUAUGUUUAUCACAAUGAAAAGAAUUAUGGUACCCAGAACUUUUUUGUUAUAUUGACAUUUCUUUUGUUUUAGCUUUAGAUGUUCUAUAAAAAAAAGUGUCCUUCUCUAAAGAGAAUAUUUCCACUCACCAAAAUAGUCCUGUAAAAAAUAUACUUGAGAAAAAAAAAGGACACUGGAACAGUAAGUUGUCCUUCUAAAGAGCAUAAAAACGAACAACAUAAAUACUAGAGUUGUAGGCAAAAACACACGUGCUCACUAACAACUGACGCAUCAGCACUUAAUGUUGCCGAGAAUAUAUUAGCACUGAAUGAAUGGAAACACAAGAAGAGGACACACAACACAGGCGCUAACUUCCAACAUAAUGUUUUAUUGCGACACUCUUGACCGCUCAUAUUGCUCAAGAAAACGUCUUCUUGUUAACAUGAUUUGCUUGAAGCAUGAUGAAAAAAAUGGUUGAUGAUGCCUCUUUUGGCUAGCCAUUCAUUAUAAGUCCUGUGGCAGCACAUUCCUCUUCAACGCAUGUAGUGUAAUCAAUAAGAUACAUGACAAGCUUAUUAGAGGGAUGGUUGAGGCUAAGGCUAUCCCAUCCCUGAGUUGCGUGUGCAUCAGCACUCCAUUUCUUAACCUCUGUGAAAGAGAACUGUCGUUCUUAAGAAAUGAGGUUUGUGCGCAUCACAUGUGAUGUGGUUUUCUUGAGUGAUAUGAGUAGUUGAGAGUGGCAAUAAAACAUUAUGUCGUAUGUUAGUGUCUGUGUUGCAUGUCCUGUUUUUGUGUUGGUUCAUUUAGCGCUAUUAAUCUCGUCUCCAGUAUGUGCCAACAAUCCCAAAUUUCAACAGUGCUGAGUUGUUGUUGCCUCUUGUGCAUUUUUUCAGUGCUCUCUUUAGAAUGUUGUACUAACUCACCCAGCUAUCAAGGCUUCCAUGCAAAUCAGUCGAUUUGUUUGUAAAUGUAUGUUUUUAUUUACUGAAGACCUUGACUGGUUUUGCCACAUUGCAUGCAGCAAAAUAGUAAGUUGGUGAUUUGGCAGAAGCAAAUCCUAUUUAAAUGAACCUCAGUAGCUAAAUAGAGCAACUCUCCAUUCUUUUGACUAUGCUUUGUAGGUGAAUUUGGCCUAUUGAAAUUUGCUAUAAAACUGUCACUUUGUAUAGUGUGCUCUUGCUGCCAAGAACUAGCUAACAUGUAACCUAAGCAAUGUAUCAAGCGGCAUUUAAACAAACUGAGUUUUUCUUCAUGUUUAAAUGUUAUGCAACUGACGUUCAGUGGAUGGCUGCAGUUUUCAUUCUAAUUGGCGACUAGCAGUGCAUUUUCACCCAGCUGUAUGCUUUUAAUCACUUCCAUAAUGAAAGACUCAUUGACGAACGCUCUGUUCUAGAUGACACUUAUGCAGGCCACUUUUUGCUUUUCUAAGAGGGCCUUUCUUUUUUAGUGCAAAAACAAAUUCUGAAACUAAGGCCAAUUUAGAGCCUUAGAGAUAACUACUACUCAAAAGAAAAUUUGCCGUGAAAGCUUACAACUCAUAAAGAAUCCUUUGUCUGUCCUAAUCAUCUUUCAUGGCAGCAGAUAUGUGGGACAGGCCUUAGGGAGCGUUCAUAUGGUGACCACAUGGCACAUUGCUAAACUUGUGCACUCCAAUUUCAACAGUGCGUAGUUCUCUGCAGUAAGGCCGAAAUACAAGAAGCCGCACAAAUGGCUAAUGUAGUGCGCUGUCAGUUGCCCUGUCUAAUCGUCCUAUCUAGCACGUGAGAGCAAGAGGCAAAAUAUCAGGUACAAAUUCUGAGUGUCAAUUGUCUAGUAAACUUAGGUUUUAUAUUAGGGUGUCAUUAUUUGUGAAAGCGGAGUGGGGCAGGCACGCAGUGUGUAUUUAAACAACAUAAAUUUACAUAAAAGUUAGUGCUUGUAUGUGCAGUGUUCUUUUCACAUAUUAAGCAUUUCUUUCGCAAAACAAGAAAUCAUGAAUUACCACGAACUACCCAAACAUGCAUGUUGCAAAAAAAGAACACUUUGUAACUGCCUUUUGUAUUGUCAAGUUCUACAUUACAUUGUGUCUAAAUCUUACAUUUUAAAACAGAGCUAAAAAUUAUCUAAGGCCAACUCUUGGCUUAGACUGGAUGUAUUCUUUGAACCCUCAUGCGUGAGUUUUUGCUCACGCUCAAGUUUUUUGCAUUACUGCCUAAAAUGGUUCAAAUCUUUUGGAUUUGAUUGAAAAUAUGCAGUCCAUAGGUUAUGUAGUUUGCUUGCCAUUUUUACAUAUUAGCCUGUGUCUCCUGCUCUUGUCAUGUCUUUUAGCAUUGAUGUUUGUAGGCACAUAGAGAUUUCACAUUCAAGGUGAAAAAAUUCAAGCUGAGAAACAUGUCGCGACAUGUGCCUAUAGGUUUCUGAACUUUGUCUUCAUUUUUCCAAAUGAACAAGAUUCUACCGACAAUCACUAUUUCACACAACUUGCACGUAACAUAAAAAAUUUCCAUCCAAGCAUCAAUGUUAUGCUGAUAAAAAACUGAAAAGAAUGCUUGCAGGCAGGAAAAGGAGUUUUGUGGCACACUCUAGUGUAUCGCUGGCUGUAUGAAUGGCAGAGGAAUUUUCGUUGCUUUGCCUUGACUACUUGUUCUCAAAGAAAUCCUGUAUAAUAUAGUAUGUACACUCUGAAAAUGCUUCUGCGCUACUCAAAGUUGGAAUAUAUUAAGUUGUAUUCCAUAUUCAGUGUGUCUUACAAUAGAUAUUUGUUAUUUUAUGAAGGUAUAUUGCACUAGCAGAGUUUGAACCUAUGCCACAACAGGUAUCAUUGCAUUUCUUGAAGGGGUUCAUUCAAUUGCGAGUCUUGCCCAAUAUAUUGUUGCAUCAUGCCUACUGAUUUGUCUGCAGAUUGUUGAGAUGCCAUUUGGAAGGAAAAAAUUAUAUGCAAAGUUUGAAAAGGUUUGUUUAGAAAGGCUGGCUGUUCGUAAUCUGAAUUGCAGGUGCAGAAUAAUUUACUAAAUGAUACUGCUCCUGCAACUUCUGGGGUGUUUUCAUACUGACUCUGAUGCUAUUCUUUUAUUUUAUUGUGGUAACUUUGAUUCUUUUGUUGCUUUUUAUUUGUAUCUUGGCUAGCACUUCGAUUUAUGGAUGUUUUCUUGAUUCUACACAUUGCACGCUAACAACAAGCCUUAGCACUAUUAUUCUGAAGCCUUCUGUUUGUCACAGAAGAGUUAUGUCGUUCUGGGUAUCACUCUUUCUCACGUGUAGGGAGAAAAUAAUGUGAACAUAAGUUGUGUUGAUUCUAUAUGGUCAUUGUGGAUACCAUAGUAAAUUGUGCACUUCAUAAGAUGGGAUUGAUUUCCUAGCAAAAUUGGCUCACUUGCAGAGUGCAUACACCCUUGAGGGAUAUGUGGUGUCCAUGCUAUUUUAUGAAUAGGAAUACAACUAGUGGCAGAAUGACAAGAAGCAUCACAGUUAUGCUUAGGACUUGUUCAGAGCGGAUUAUUUCAAAAAUAAUGCUUCGACUAAAAAUUUUCUAAAAUUAUAUGUCGUAUUCUUUUACAAACUUUGUCUCUCGAAAUGUGUCAACCUCUUAAGUUCUCUUGACCCUUUGCAAUCAUAAGCCCCUACCCAAAUCAGCGCAGUUCAAAUCGGAAACGAUUUUGCACAUUUUGGGCAUCUAGCAAAAAAAAAAAAACUCUCGCAUACAAAGAAACACCUGUGAGCACAUUCAUUUGAGAAUACUUUCUGUAUGCUGUAGGCUGUCAGCAGUUCUUGAACAAUGCCCAAAGCAUUCAUCCAGGUGGAAGCCAGAAUUUACACGACAUGUCUCACCUUGCUGUUUCUGUACACAGGGCAAUCCUUGCUGUUGCCAUCUGCAUUCUUGUUUAUGAAGUGUGGCUCUGAAAUGAAAUCUUUAACGAUGCUGAGAUCAUCAUAAGACUCUCGAAACUCUCGCCUAUACAAUGUCCACGCAUAAAAUAUUGCCAUCUGGUCUUCAAUACAUGCUACAAGUUCUGUGCAAAUAUUUCUAGUCCCAUUGAAAAUGUGUUUAUUCAAAUUAGGAAGACAAAAACUGCAAUUAUAAUUUAAUAACGAUGCGGAGAGAUGGCACAACUCAUCCAAAUAGAGAAUGUGAGCAAGUUUGCAUUUUAAGAGCGUGUGAACGUAGCUGAUAAUUUCUUAUGGCGGCAUGCCCCCGACACAUGACUGCAAAUCGUCAAAGUGCAAGGCUGUGUUGCUUUAAUGAUAUGAUCUCAUCAUCCUUUUCAACGCUAAGCUAUGUGCGAUUGGACCGCACCCUAUAGGGGAGACCCAUAUCGUGGAGGGUGCUGUGGUGCUGAGUGCUGCCAGUAAAUGUGGGGAGAAAACUUGCUCGAGUUUGACCUCUCUGCUGUCUUCUUCAAUCUGCUUUAAAAACUCGUUGCUUUGCCCGCACGGUACAUGCGUUCUGCACGUGUUUUUUUUUUUUUUAGCUUUGCAUCGCACGUGGUUAGGAUGUACAUGGUACUGUCCGCAUUUGAAAAGAUCGGUACAAUUUAGGGGGGUUUUUUUCGUGGCAGCAAUUUUGUGAAAUGUCGGCAUAAGCUUAGCCAUGUAGCAGAUGCAGAGAAAGUGAUACCAGAUGGCGCUGUAAUCAAACCCUAUAAAAACAUGUGCGAUAGCAAAAUGCCUCAUUUAAUAAUCUAGUAUUUUUGAAGUGUACAGAAAUAUUUCAUAUGAGAAAUUCACGGAGAUGAUAUUUAUGGCAAUUUAUUUAUCAAACAUUUUGCCUAGUACAUUGCAAUGUGGUUGUUGCUAACCAUGUUCUAAUCUUACCCAUAAAACGUGGUGGUUGGAUAAGUACCCUUCUAUUCUAGCCUCACUCUAUAAUUACAUGCCAUUGAGACAAAUUCUUGCUGACCAUGAGUUCAGGAAUCAACUGUCUCAAGAAAAUGUUUUACUAAGCACAGUCAGUUAUACACUUCAUCGUCUAUCAUACCUUUGCGCCGUUUUUGUGUGAAGUGCCCGUUUUUUGUAAGCUGCUUGAAAAAUUGUUGGCACACAUGAAGGGCCCUGACCUGAGUCAUUUUUGCUGUUUCCCACAGAAUGGUUGCUACAAAUUAUUGUUGAAGCUUAUGGCAAUCACACACUUCAAUUGGUACUGUGUACAUAUAAAAAAUAUGUAUCCUCACAUUACAAAUACACAUGUGUUCACAACUUCAACUUCCACAUCUUCAAGAACAUCUCAUAAUAUUAGCAGCAUAAACAUAAAUCUCUGUACCUUCUUAACAGGGCUCAAAAGACGAAAGUUGAAAAUAUUAUGGUAAUUUGUGCACUUAGGAUAUGGACGUGUAUAUAUGUCUCAGUAACUUGAGAGAUUAUAGGAGUAGUGAUGCAAGAAUUAACUUCCGUUAUGUUGAAUUCUUUGUGCACAUGGUCAUUUUUAUAAAAAUUUUAACUACAUAUUUUUGGCGCACUGCUGUAAUCUAUCCCUGUUGUCUACAUUUUUUGUACCAUCUGUUUGGUAAUCCGUAGAAUUUCACUGGUGGAGUCGACCCCUUCGUGUUUGCAUGGCCAUUGUGACAGUUGACGACGCAGCAGUGAGAAUUCUCUUCUCUUUGUCGCGGUGACAUCGCAAAACAAGGGGUGUGUCACAUGCAAUGCAUGCUUUGCAAAUGCAUGCGGACCAAAAGGAGUAGAAGGUGCUGAGACUCUACAGUUGUACAUUUUUUCUGGCAGGGAAUUGGCAGGCACUGGAAUCCGUGGGCAAACUUGAGCGGGUCUCCCCUGUAGUGUAUGGUGCAUGCAUUUGUACAUAAAACCCAACUGGUGCAAAUUCCUGUCCAGUUACACAGUGGUUGAGCGAGAUGCAAAGCAGCAAACAAUUGAAUAUAUCAAAUGGGCAGAGCCUCAGAACCAAAGUGCUGUGAGAAUUGCAGGAAACAGUGGAGCUUAAAGCUUGUCACUCGCACGGUAAGCUUGUGGAACUGAUCACAUAAAAGUCAUGGGCAUCCUCUGGAUACCUUGGCUUAUAGCUCACUAUGAUGGCAUGGGCAUUCUCUGGAUACCUUGGCAUAUAGCUCACAAUGAUGGCAGUUUAAAGUGCGUACCAGUAAUAACAUCGAGUAUGUUACAAAUCUUAGCAGGGAGAUUGUGGGAAACACUGGCAGAAACGUCUUCUUUUAAAGAAUGAAAUCAAAAUUUUGUGCGAGUUUAAACUGCUUGCAGUGUACAAUUGCUGUUAGAAAAUGUUGUUUCUUUUGCAAGGUUAAAUAAGUCAUGCUAAGCCUCUUUUUUUUUUUUAAUGCCAUGGCAAUUAUAUGAACACCCUUGGCAUGUUUCUGCUAUGACUAUCUCGUCAUUUACUGUUUAAACUAUAAAUGUGUAACAUCACUCCGCACAUUGUACAUUCUGUGGGCUAAUAAAAGUGUGGGAGGGCUGGGGAUGAACGCUAUGAAGCAGAGAUGAAUUGAGCCUGCCAUCUUUGUCACACAAAGGGUGCAUGCAGAAACACCGCCCCAAUGCACCUCAGGCAGGAAGGAUAUGCCCCACCUGUUUUCAGUUGGGCAAAGGAGCGUGAACAGAGGAGCAACUGUGAGGUUUGAUCAUAAGGGCGCGGUCACAAGCACUGGCACAUGCUAUCCAAUCAGACAUCAGCACAUGGCUCGUAUAGGUGCUAUGCUCUCGCAACUUAGUUAGGUCACAGACAGCACGAAAAACCACUUCACUCCUUGAAAAAUCCACAUUGGCUUAAACCAGCAUUUUGUAGAGCUACGCGAGAUUGAAUCCAAAAGUUAGCCGCCAGAAUUGUAUAACAUUCAUUGUUUCGCCUUUGCAGGGAAACUGUAAUUUUUUUUCACAGAUGUAGAAUAGAGCAAGUCGUGCUGAUUUUCUUGUCUUGUAAUGCAAAUAAAAAAUUUCGGAAAUUCACAAUAACCCUUCGCUCUAACAAAGUGAAUAUUAUGGUGAUAUGAAAUGAAAAAUUAACAUGUACCUGACCGGGAAACAGCAGUAAAAGAAAAUCUUCAGUGAGAUCCUUUUUUCCGUGUAGGCGGAAUGAAUUUCUUUAAUUAAGCUCCCGCAAUUUUGUUUGAUUUUGUAAAAACAGUUUGCCAGUAUAUGCAGCAUAUUUCUCUAAUGACAGCUAGAAUUCAUUACAUUCAAAUAAUCUGGCUAUGCAUAUGUUGAGUUUACAUGCUCAAACAAAUUAUAAUGAUUAGUUCUUUUUUGCAGUGAAGCAUAAUAAAGUCAAUGGCUAAUUAGAAAUACACAGCCAAGGGAAGAUGCUGCAACUGAUCGUUUCUCACAUGUUUCUGGCUUGACCUGCUUGACAAAAUGCUCAUUAAAAAUAAUGAUAAGAUCACUAAUGUUUCAACUGAGUAUAUCUAUUUUAAAUCAAAAUUAGUUCAAAAAUUUGGAUUUUAAAAACUGCAUUCUUCAUGUGUUUUGGCUGAAUUACUGACAGGCCACAUUUCUGCCUAAUUUUUUAAUUUAGUUUGAAAAUUGUGCAGUACUUUCUGCUAUGCUAUUAUGAUGGUCAAACAGCCUGAUUCUAUUUUGCGGGCUAAUGGGACUGUUUAGUUUUCAAGACAUGUCACAAAAUAAGAACAUGGCAGCUUGAGCGCAUAUGGAGAUGAAACUGAUAGCUGGUGUGCCUUUCAGUUAGCUUAUGUGCUGCAUUGGAUAUUUUUUAUCUUUUGUACUAAUGACCUCAUUUAAACACUAUUUGUAUACUGUGAGGCUGACAAUCAGGGUUGUUAAGAACUCUUUCUCAUUUUAGAUUCUCUGAAUAGCAAGCAUUUUCAACUGCAUGCUCUCUACUUACCGCAGAAUAUUUUUAAAUGACGUCAUUUCGUUGAGUUGUCAUGAAAAUGCUCUGCUGUUCUGAAUGAACAGCAAACAUUUAACAUUCAAGACCUUGGUGGCAGUUUUAAACAGUAAUCCCCUAUUAAGUCUUUCAGUGUCCCACCUAAUUGAAGAUUGAGAUGUUUGCUUAUUCUCGCCAUCAUGUAUCUUGCAGUCUUGCGAGUUGAUCAGGCAAAGUGUUUUCUUUUGCUUUGUUUUUAAUGGCUAUCCUCUUGCUGUACAUUGCAUACUAUGAGUCCGUAUUGUGUCUGUUGCAAUAGAAGGAAAGUACCUACGAUUGGGAAUGUAAAAGUUUUCAGUGAUAGGUCUUGAAACUUUGUCUUUGAUUCACUUUUUCACUAAACUGUUGAAAGUGGGGAAUGUUUAAAAAUUAACAAGAACUGUCGCAAAGCUAGUAAAAUGUUUGUUCCUACUUCCAAGUUUCCUGGACAGAUCAGCAGACAAAACAGUGCUGAUGCAAAAUGAAGCCGUGAUUUCUUUUAGCUAUCUUCGUACCUUUGCUUCAUUUUGUUCCACCUGGUAUAAACCGACUAUGUUGACUUCGAAUAUUUACUUCGCAUCGGAAACAUAUUAGGUACUGGGUCAUUUGUGGGACCCGUCUCUUGCAUGUUGUUGCAUAGUUGUCACAUAGAGCAAGCCUUUGGUUGGAAAAAGUGUGCUAACAUGAGGGACCCCAGUGGCAACUUGUAUGCACCACCUUACUGAAGAUCGCACAAGACCAAUCUGCACAAACAGCUACCAGUAUAAUGUAUGAUUUUGUAUUUAACUUCACAUGCGAGGCAUUACAGACCACUCAAGUGUCUUUUUACUUGAAGGUGCGUGCUGUCUUGGUGACUUCCAGGUGAAGGUAAUGUGCCAUUUAUCAUUUGUGGUGGUGUCGUAAUUGCCGCCACCAACUAAGCGCUAACGAUCUGAAGCCAGAGCUUGAAGACCGUAUGCCUGCCAAGCCAUAAUAUAUUUUGUUGUGGCCAUACGAGAGAGACCCACCGGCAUGCGGCACAGUUUCCCACUGCUGAUAUCAUCCACAUCAGCAGACCCAACUUGCGGACCAGGCUAGUCAUAGUGGAGCUACAGAUACAGUUAGGUAGAUAACUAGACAGAUUAAACUGAUGUAAUAUGUCUGCAUGGUGGUCAGCGCUCACCCUUUGCGAAGCUCUAAGGUUUGUCUUAUUUGCAUUGCAAAAAACGGGUCUUCCAACCUCUUAGGCAUACAACAGGUAAUGUUCAUAUGUGCAGUGAAAUCUGGUGUGCAAUGUAUUCAAUGGCUUUUUGUUGGGUUCCCUCUGGCUCAACCAGCAAUGGAAAAUUAGUUUUUGUAGAAAGUGGAAGACACUUUGGGAGAAGUAUAUUGAAAAGCAGAGGCUGAGUGCGGCCACAAUGCAGUGACGUGAAGGAAUCGACCUUUUCUACACGCAUUUAGCAAAGGUAUUUUUCGAGUAUGUUUGUUGUCUAUUCAGGAAACAGUGUAGGAUACUUUUUGGCAGUGUGUUUCAUCCCCUGAUGAUGCGGUAUGCCUCCUGCCCUUGUAAAAAAAAAUGUUUCAUGUGCUUGGCUCCUCUGUUUAGGCCAGGCUUGACUUGUUGAUAGCUGUGCCUACAGAAAUGCAUACAGAAACAGGCACUGUCAAGUGAGUUUUGAGAACGAACAAAACGACAUGCAGGCAUUAAUGGGUUUUUUAAUGGCUAUACCUGUAUUUUGCAUGUGUCCAUAAUAGGACCUCGAAGAGUGCUUUAUACAGUGGAUUAGCUGCACUCUUCAGUUUCUCUAUUGGAAAAAAGAAAAAAAUACAUUUGAGAGCUGCAUAGCAGUCUUGGAUGAAUUUUUGGUUGAAAACGUUGCAUUGUCUGCUUCUGUUAACCAUUUCUUAGACACAACAGUUAGAGCCAUCUCUGGCCACUUGUUUGAGAGUUCCUAUAUUAGAUGGUGCAAUGCUGCCAUUAUGUUACAGAACUAGUCUUUCAGAAAAUAUCCUUACAGUCCAUUAAGAAGUAGCAAGAAUGAAGUUGGUGCUUUUGAGCUUGCUGUCAAGGUUUUGUGGUGCCCGCUUUUAUGCCUUGUUAUUUGCUCUACUGUUUUGUGUACGUAGUGUCUUGUGCACUUGAAGACAAGUAUAUUAACAAUGUUUUCAAACACCAA
Molecule: messenger RNA, 22108 nt
Organism: Rhipicephalus microplus (southern cattle tick)
Lineage: Eukaryota; Metazoa; Arthropoda; Arachnida; Ixodida; Ixodidae
Gene: norpA
Product: no receptor potential A
Biological process (GO): phosphatidylinositol metabolic process; phosphatidylinositol-mediated signaling; release of sequestered calcium ion into cytosol
Molecular function (GO): calcium ion binding; phosphatidylinositol-4,5-bisphosphate phospholipase C activity
Source: RefSeq, a predicted model, not a curated record